Messenger RNA from Darwinula stevensoni, 285 nucleotides. The record is from the annotation of a GenBank genome assembly. NCBI's taxonomy places the organism in Eukaryota, Metazoa, Arthropoda, Ostracoda, Podocopida, Darwinulidae.
AUGAACUUCGAAAUCAUGGCCUCUGCAUUGGUCGAAGUUCCAGCAAUCGGGAUUGAUUUGGGAACUACCUACUCCUGCGUUGGAGUAUACCAGAAGGGAAAAGGAGUGGAAAUCAUACACAAUGACAUGGGAAAUCGAACAACACCCUCUUAUGUUGCAAUCAAGGAGAACGAGCGUGUUAUUGGGGAUGCUGCCAAGGCUGAACUUGCCUCUAACUAUGAAAACACUAUCUAUGGGAACAUGGGUUCUGUAACGGGCACAGGGCGCAGUGGGUUGGAUUUAUGA